Molecule: messenger RNA, 3172 nt
Organism: Rattus rattus (black rat)
Lineage: Eukaryota; Metazoa; Chordata; Mammalia; Rodentia; Muridae
Gene: Impg1
Product: interphotoreceptor matrix proteoglycan 1
Exons: 17
Coding region: 125-2527 (800 amino acids)
Biological process (GO): visual perception
Source: RefSeq, a predicted model, not a curated record
CAUCUGUACUCAGCCAGCUGGCACCUAGGCCUAAUUAUUUUUCAUAUUUCAGUCAUUUUAUUUCUUUAAAUGUGACUUGACAUUGUUCUGUGACUUUUCAGAAUUACCAGUACACAGAGCCAGGAUGAAUUUGGAGAUUAAACAUGCUAUCUUGGUUUUGUGGAUUUUUCUCCAAGUUCAAGGAAUCAAAGAUACCUCUACUAAAACACACAGUUCUGGAACUAAAAACAUAGACAAAGCCCCAAGAAUUGAAACAACUGAAAGCACUUCAGCAGUGCACAAAGCGUCAACCAUGAAACGACUGUUCGCUGUGGCGAAGCUUCGAAACAAAAGAUCGGCACUGUUCCCAGCUGUGAACAUCUGUCCGCGGGAAUCCUUGAGGCAGAUUUUAGAAAGUCUUCAAGAGUAUUAUCGACUGAGAGUAUGUCAAGAAAUAGUGUGGGAAGCAUAUCGGAUCUUUCUGGAUCGCGUUCCUGACACAGAGGAAUAUCAAGACUGGGUCAGCCUCUGCCAGAAGGAGACCUUCUGCCUCUUUGACAUUGGGAAAAACUUCAGCAACUCCCAGGAGCACCUGGAUCUCCUUCAGCAGAGAAUAAAACAGAGAAGCUUCCCUGGGAGAAAAGAUGAUGUGUCCUCCAUAGAGAUACUGGGAGCGCCUACCACAGCCCCCGUGUUACCCACAGAUGUUUCCAGUAUGUCACUGAGGCCCUUCCCACUCCCUCCUGAUGACACAGACCUCAAGGAGAUUCUCAAUGUCACCAUCAAAGACAUCCAAACACCCACAACAAUAAGAAGAGCUGAGUUGGAAAGUAAACCAGAACCUACUCCAGUGUCUGAAAUCUCAUCUGAGGAGAAAGUGGAGUUCAGCAUCUCUCUGCCAAACCACAGGUUCAAGGCAGAGCUCACCAACUCCAGAUCCCCAUACUACCAGGAACUGGUGGGACAGUCCCAACUGCAGUUGCAAAAGAUAUUUAAGAAACUUCCAGGAUUCGGAGAAAUCCGCGUGUUAGGAUUUAGACCAAAGAAAGAAGAGGAUGGUUCAAGCUCCACAGAAAUACAACUUAUGGCCAUCUUUAAGAGGGACCAUGCAGAAUCAAAAGGCCCUGAGAGUGAUCUCCUGUCUCUCGAUUCCAACAAAAUUGAACGUGAAAGAAUCCAUCACGGAGCCAUAGAAGACAGACAACCAGAAGCCUACCUCACAGCUGCAGACCUCAAAAAACUCAUCAUACGACUGCUAGAUGGAGACCAGCCCGUGGUAGGAGGGACAGUUCCAUUCAGUGAUGAAGUUACUGAGCCACUCUUCAGACCUGUCACCCAAUCAGAGCUGCCCAAGCCCCUUACUGAUGUCACAGAGGAUGUCACUUUGAGUCCAGAGCUUCCUUUCAGUGAACUUAGGCUUGAGAGUGUGGACAGAGAUGGUCCUGACCUGCCUGACAGUUCUUGGUCUCUGCCUGUAACAGCCUCGACUUCCGGAGUGGGAAAUCUACCUUCCUUUACGCCUAGCAUCUUCUCUCUGGAUGAUCAAAGCUCCCCUCCCUUGAUGGCCACUGGCCCAACAGCAUUCAUCCCCACGCUCACUCUCCCCAUUCUCGAUUAUUCUACUGUCCGCCAAUGGCCGCUAGAAGUGUCACAUUGGCCUGAAUCUUCCAGUGACAGAGAGUUGACCACAAGCAGCCACGACACAAUCAGAGACCCAGAUGAAAUGGAUGUGUCCGACACGCCUGCCUUGUCGGAAAUAGCAGAACUGAGUGGAUAUGAUUCGGCCCCGGAUCGGUUUUUGGAGAUGACCACGCCCAUCCCGACAUUACAGUAUGUCACCACCAGCUCUGAGACCAUUGCCGCCAAGGGCCACGAGCUAGUGGUAUUCUUCAGUCUGCGCGUCGCUAACAUGCCGUUCUCCUAUGACUUGUUCAACAAGAGUUCCCUGGAGUACCAAGCCUUGGAACAACGAUUCACAGAUCUGUUGGUUCCAUAUCUACGAUCGAACCUUACGGGCUUUAAGCAACUGGAAAUACUCAGCUUCAGAAACGGGAGUGUGAUCGUGAACAGCAAAGUGCGAUUCGCCAAGGCCGUACCCUACAACCUCACCCAGGCCGUGCGCGGGGUCUUGGAGGAUCUUCGGUCCACUGCAGCUCAAGAGCUCAACCUGGAAAUCGAAAGCUUCUCUCUCAACAUUGAACCAGCUGAUCAGGCAGAUCCCUGCAAAUUCCUAGACUGUGGCAAAUUCGCCCAGUGUAUAAAGAAUGAGUGGACAGAGGAAGCAGAGUGUCGCUGCAGACAGGGACAUGAGAGCCACGGGACCCUGGAAUACCAGGAACUGAACCUCUGUCCUCCUGGAAAGACUUGUGAAGCCAAUCAAGGACAAGCAGCCCCAUGCAGGCCACCAGAUCACUCUACAAACCAAGCUCGGCAACCUAGUGUUAAAAAGCUACAACGUCAGCAAAAUAAGGUGGUCAAGAAAAGAAAUUCUGAACUCUCAGCUACAGAUUUUGAAGAAUUUGAUGACCAGGAUUGGGAGGGAAAUUAAAGGCUGGAAUCAUAUGCACUAUGCUUUAAACCCUGUUGAAAGGCAACUUUAUUUCUUAAAGAAAAAUGUAACCAGUUAACUUCUGAAACACGGAGGGAGAUACUCAGUGGUCAUUGGAAUACAGGCAUGUAGUUAACUCUGAGGAUCAACAUACUUGAACUAGAGAACAGUCAUGUAUUUGAUGACAGUUAAGCCAGGGGAGUACACAUAUUUUUAGUCAAAACUCAAAGCAAUCAUUGGGACACAUUUGACAUUUGUGGACAGUACUCAAGUAGAAAAAAAUUAGGGUUUUUUUUUUCUUUUAAAUUAUUACUUAAAGCUUAUUUCCAACAAGAACACCUUGUUCUGUAGGUUGUACAGUAUUGGGGGAUCUAGUUCUUUUAUAUAUUAGAAUAUACAAUUAAAGGAUUAUCAUUUGGGCUAGAGAGGUAGCUAAGUGGUUAAGAGUAUAUACUGCUCUUCCAGAAGACCAGGGUUUAGGUCCCAACACCCACAUCGAGUGGCUCACAUAGACCUGUAACUCCAGCUCCAGAGAACACAAACACCCUCCUCUGGCCUCCGUGCCCUCAUGCACAUAACCACAAAGAGACACACCCACACUAUUUUUUAAAUUAAUUGAUGUUUUAGUCGGCAGUGGAGAGGAAG